Messenger RNA from Petromyzon marinus (sea lamprey), 10330 nucleotides. Its product is annotated as chromodomain-helicase-DNA-binding protein 5-like. The record is from RefSeq and is a predicted model, not a curated record. Gene Ontology annotation, molecular function: chromatin binding; DNA binding; ATP binding. Lineage: Eukaryota; Metazoa; Chordata; Hyperoartia; Petromyzontiformes; Petromyzontidae. Gene Ontology annotation, biological process: chromatin remodeling. Gene Ontology annotation, cellular component: chromatin; nucleus; NuRD complex.
UUAAUUAUAACCGUAUUAUUAUUCGUGUUGGGCGGAGUAUACUGCGCUAUGUACUGUAUAGCAUACAGUUUACAUGUACUGUCGAGUACUGUAGUCCAUUGGGUGGAGGUUACAGGAUAUCAUGUGUGGAAAUCGUUUUCUAUAUAGUCUGGAUCAUCAUCACCAUCAUCUGAAUCAUCAUCACCAUCGUCUGAGUUCGAAGUUCUCAAUUUCUCGCGAGGUUGUAAUACGUAGUGGGAAUGUUUGGUUCCAGAAUGUAUAAUAUAUAUAGGAUCGUCAUCAUCCUCGUCAGAUCAUCAUUGAGUCUUUAACAUCACCAUAUAUCAUCCUCAUCUCAUUUAUGAGUUGUACUGACUGUUCAGAGGUGUAGGAUUCUGGUUUACGUCAACGUUUACUGGAACUUAAUUUGUAAUGAUUAACUUGGUGGGAUUUUGGUCAGUGAAUUAAUCAGCAUCACCACCACCAUCAUCAUCAUCAACCAUCAUAACCACCACCAACCAUUCAUUACAAACUAAUCACCACUACCUUCAUUACCACCACAAACCAUCACAAACCAUCACAAUCACCACAGCCAUCAUCGCAGUCGUCAUGACGAGUAGCUAAUCAUUUAGGAAGAGAAGAGUGUGGUUGUGGUGGUGGUGGGGGGGGGAGAAGAGCAAGCAAGGGAUGAAGAGGAGGAGGAGGAGUCACAUUGAUCAGGCUCUGGGCCAUCUUGUUUCAGACUGAGCCUCCUCCUCAUCGUGAGCGGGCGGCAGAGUGUGUGGAGAGCGCGCGAGAAGGCAGUCCGCGUCAUUCUCAUCCGUCGGGGAUCUCGUCCCACACCCCCCCCCUCCCCGUGAUAUCGAUCAAUGGUUACUUUUGUAAAACUUACGACGAUUGGUAAUUAAUGGUGGAACGCUUUGUUAGGAGCUGAGGAGAACUGAAGCGGAGGAAGAAGGGUGAGGGACAGUAUGGACCCACUGGAUGGCCUGGGAGACGAAUUUGACGAGGAUGUAGACGUCCCAUCGGAAAGCGACAGCGGAAAAGUGAAGAAGAAGAAAUCGUCAAAGAAAUCAAAAGAGAGGCCGGUCAAGACAAAGAAGAGGAAGAAAGAGGAGAGCGAGAGCGAGCUGACUGACGCAGAGGACGAGAACAAGACGGAGAGCGAGGGCAGCGACUACGCGCCCAGCAAAAAGAAAAAGAAGAAAGCCAAGGAGAAGAAGGAGAAGAAGAACAGCAAGCGGCGUAAGGAGGAGGCGGCGGCGUUAGCGGCGGCUGCAGCAGAGGAAGAGGAUGACGACGAUGACGACGACGCACCACAGAAAAACGCUGCCCAGAUGCUUGGGGACUGGGGCUUCUCAGACGUGGACCACGUGUACACAGAGGAUGACUACCGCACGCUGACAAACUACAAGGCCUUCAGCCAGUUUGUACGGCCUAUGAUAGCGGAAAAGAAUCCCAAGAUCCCGGUGUCGAAGAUGAUGACCGUGCUGGGAGCCAAGUGGCGUGAGUUUGGCGCCAACAGCCCCUUCAAGGGCUCCACGGUAACCGCCGCUGCGAUGGCGACAGUUCCCAGGGACCCAGCUGUGCCACCCUCCAUCUCCAUGCCCACUGUCGCCCCGGCAACCGUCACCACGGAGACGACGCCAGUCACAAGCGCCACCAUCUCCACUGAGGAAGCAGUAGUGUCAGCAGCAGCACCCGCUGCGACACCGGCACCACCUGUGCCACUGAGGAAGGCCAAGACCAAAGAGGGAAAAGGCCCCAAUGCGCGCCGGCGAACUAAGAGCCCACGUGUGGGCGAAGGAGCCAAAAAGAAGGUCGUGACGCCGGCCACCAAGGCCAGCAAAAAGCUGGCGCCACUCAAAAUCAAACUGGGUGCCUUCACCAGCAAGCGCAAGAAGGGCUCCUCAAGCGAGGAGGACGACAUUGAGGAGGAGGAGUUUGAAGACUUUGACGAGUCGAGCAUCAACAGCUCUUCGGUGCGGUCCGACAGCUCGCAGGGGAAGAUUCGCAAAGCCAAGAAGAGAGUAAAGAUGGUCAAAAAGAAAAGAAAGGUGGGGGAUGAUGAAGACGGCUAUGAGACGGACCACCAGGACUACUGCGAGGUGUGCCAGCAGGGUGGCGAGAUCAUCCUGUGCGACACGUGCCCGCGCGCGUACCACCUCGUGUGCCUCGACCCCGAGCUGGAGAAGGCGCCCGAGGGCACUUGGAGCUGCCCGCACUGCGUAACGCGCGCACUCACACGCGGCGGAGACGAGAAGGAGGGCAUCCAAUGGGAGGCGAAGGAGGAGGGUGACGAGGAGGACGAGGAGGUAGUGGGUGGAGAGGAGGAGGAGGACGACCACAUGGAGUUCUGCCGCGUGUGCAAGGAUGGCGGGGAACUGUUGUGCUGCGACACGUGCCCCUCGUCGUACCACAUCCACUGCCUCAACCCUCCACUCCCCGAGAUACCCAACGGGGAGUGGCUCUGCCCACGCUGCACGUGCCCCCCAGUGGAGGGAAAGGUUCAGAAAAUCCUGCACUGGAAGUGGGGGGUGGCCCCCCCUUCAACACCCGUGGCGAGACCAGCGGAUGCCCCUCCGGAUGCGCCAGACCCCAAGCCGCUGGAGGGGAGACCGGAGCGCGAGUUCUUUGUGAAGUGGAGCAAUCUCUCCUACUGGCACUGCUGCUGGAUCACAGAGCUGCAGUUGGAGAUCUACCACCCCGUGAUGUACCGCACGUACCAGCGCAAAACCGACAUGGACGACCCCCCGGCAUUUGACUACGGCUCGGGCGAAGAAGAAGGGAAGGUGGAGCGGCGGCGCAAGAGCAAAGACCCCAAGUUCGCCGAGAUGGAGGAGAGGUUCUACCGCUACGGCAUCAAGCCCGAGUGGCUCAUCAUCCACCGCAUCAUAAAUCACAGCAUCGACAAGAAGGGCAACAUCAGCUAUCUGAUCAAGUGGCGCGACCUCCUGUACGACCAGUCGACCUGGGAGAGCGAUGACCUGGACAUCCUCGAUUACGAUCUCCAUCGCACCUCCUACUGGACGCACAGAGAGAUGAUGAUGGGCGAGCCGGGCAAGUGUCCCAAGAAGCUCAAGAAGACCAAGAAAUUGCUGAAGGAGAGCAACAAGUCACCAAAACCUCCAGACACCCCCAUCGUUGAUCCGACGAUCAAGUUUGAGAAGCAGCCCGACUACGUGGAGGUGACGGGAGGGCAGCUGCACCCCUACCAGCUGGAGGGGCUCAACUGGCUGCGCUUUUCCUGGGCCCAGGGCACUCACACAAUCCUUGCGGAUGAGAUGGGGCUCGGCAAGACUGUGCAGACCAUAGUCUUCCUCUACUCGCUCUACAAAGAGGGCCACUCAAAGGGCCCGUACCUGGUCAGCGCGCCGCUCUCCACCAUCAUCAACUGGGAGCGCGAGUUUGAGAUGUGGGCGCCCGACUUCUACGUGGUGACGUACACGGGCGACAAGGACAGCCGCGCCGUCAUCCGCGAGAAUGAGUUCUCGUUUGACGACAGCGCCAUUCGCGGUGGCAAGAAGGCUUCCAAGAUGAGGAAGGACGCAAUGGUGAAGUUCCACGUACUCCUCACAUCGUACGAGCUAAUCACCAUCGACCAGGCUGUGCUGGGCUCCAUCGACUGGGCCUGUCUUGUGGUUGAUGAGGCCCACAGGCUCAAGAACAACCAGUCCAAGUUUUUCCGAAUCCUCAAUGGCUAUAAGAUCGACACGAAGCUCCUACUCACAGGGACACCUCUGCAGAACAACCUCGAGGAACUGUUCCACCUCCUCAACUUCCUCACAUCUGACCGAUUCAACAACCUGGAGGGCUUCCUGGAGGAGUUUGCCGACAUCUCCAAGGAGGAUCAGAUUAAGAAGCUGCACGACCUCCUGGGGCCCCACAUGCUGCGGCGUCUCAAGGCCGACGUCUUCAAGAACAUGCCCUCCAAGACGGAGCUCAUCGUGCGCGUCGAGCUCAGCCCCAUGCAGAAGAAAUACUACAAAUUCAUUCUCACGCGCAACUUCGAGGCACUGAAGUCCAAGGGUGGUGGUAACCAGGUGUCGCUCAUCAACAUCAUGAUGGACCUGAAGAAGUGCUGCAACCACCCCUACCUCUUCCCGGUCGCAGCCAUGGAGGCACCGAAGCUGCCGAACGGCGUCUAUGACGGAACGUCCCUGGUGCGUGCCGCUGGCAAGCUCAUGCUGCUGCAGAAGAUGCUGCGCAAACUCAAAGCUCAGGGCCACAGAGUGCUCAUCUUUUCCCAGAUGACAAAGAUGCUGGAUCUCCUGGAAGAUUUCCUGGACAACGAGGGCUUUAAAUACGAGAGGAUUGAUGGAGGCAUCACAGGCAGCCUCCGGCAAGACGCCAUCGACCGAUUCAAUGCUCCCGGGGCUCAGCAGUUCUGCUUCCUGCUGUCGACGCGAGCGGGAGGCUUGGGCAUCAACCUGGCGACGGCCGACACGGUCAUCAUCUACGACUCGGACUGGAACCCCCACAACGACAUCCAGGCCUUCAGCAGAGCCCAUCGAAUCGGGCAGGCGAACAAGGUGAUGAUUUAUCGAUUCGUGACCAGAGCCAGUGUGGAGGAGCGAAUCACACAGGUGGCGAAGAAGAAGAUGAUGCUCACUCACCUGGUCGUGCGGCCUGGUCUUGGCUCCACCAAAACCGGCUCCAUGAGCAAGCAGGAGCUGGAUGACAUCCUCAAGUUCGGCACAGAAGAGCUGUUUAAGGAUGACGUGGAAGGUGAGAUCAAGGAGAAUGACGAGGUGAGCGUGAUCCACUACGACGACAAGGCCAUCGAGAAACUGCUGGACCGGGACCAGCAGGACAGCACUGAGGUGGAGCCAGACAUUCAGAGCAUGAAUGAGUACCUGAGCUCAUUCAAGGUGGCGCAGUACAUCGUCAAGGAGGAGGAAGAGCCCGAGGAGGAGGUGGAGCGGGAGAUCAUCAAGCAGGAGGAGACGGUGGACCCCGACUACUGGGAGAAGCUGCUGCGCCACCAUUAUGAGCAGCAGCAGGAGGACCUAGCGCGCAACCUGGGCAAGGGCAAGCGCGUUCGCAAGCAAGUGAACUACAACGACGCGGCGCAGGAAGACCCGGACUGGAGGGACGAUUUGUCGGACAACCAGUCAGACUACUCGGUGGGCUCCGAGGAGGAGGACGAAGACUUCGAGGAGAGACCAGAAGGCGGCGGACGACGCCAAUCCAAGCGCCAGUUGAAGAAUGAGCGCGACAAACCGCUCCCGCCUCUACUCGCCCGCGUCGGAGGGAACAUUGAGGUGCUGGGCUUCAACGCACGGCAGCGCAAGGCGUUCCUGAACGCGAUCAUGCGCUAUGGGAUGCCUCCGCAGGACGCGUUCGGCUCCCAGUGGCUUGUGAGAGACCUCCGUGGAAAGAGUGAGCGCGAGUUCAGGGCGUACGUGUCUCUGUUCAUGAGACACCUGUGUGAGCCGGGUGCGGACGGAGCAGAGACGUUUGCAGAUGGUGUCCCGCGCGAGGGGCUGUCCCGUCAGCACGUGCUCACCCGCAUCGGCGUCAUGUCUCUCGUGCGCAAGAAGGUGCAAGAGUUUGAGUGUGUGAACGGCAAGUGGAGCAUGCCCGAACACAAGCCUCCAGAGGGCAUGGAGGUGAAGAAGGUAGCACCCUCGCCCGUGGACAGCCAGGCCAGUACUCCGGCACCCUCCAAACCCGCCACACCGGUUCCGGUGGACAAGGCUGUGAGCGAGCCGGCCACUCCUGCCACUGACACAGCGUCGCCCGCAGAGAAACCCACGGAAGCCGAAGCAAGCAAGGAAGAGCCAAUGGAGACUGAGGCAGCAAAGCCUCCAGAGGAGCCCACCCCCUCGGCAUCCCCGACCCCUUCAGCCGAGCCCUCCGACCCCACGACCUUGCAGCUGGAGAAGAGCGAGAAGACUGACACCGCCGAUGCUGCAGCAGCAGAAGAAGCAACCGUGGAGAAAGAGGAGGAGGAAGAGCUGAUAAAGACCGAGCCGGCAGAGGCACCCGCCGAAAGCAAAUCGGAGGAAAAACCGGCGGAAAAUCCGGUGGAAAUUCCGGUGGAAAAGCCGGCGGCGGAAAGUCCGGCGGCGGAAAAGCCGGCGGAAAAGAGCACGGAUGCGCCCAAGGAGGGGACAGACACGGAGGCAGCUGCCCCGGAGAGGGAGGGUGACGGGAGCAAAGACUCCACGGAGAAGCCGGUGCUGACGAAGGACGUGGAGGAGGUGGUGGUGGCGGCAGCGGCCGCGGCCGUAAAGCCCGCAGAUAAAUCUGACGAAAAGAAGGAGGAGAAGAAAGACGAGAGGCCCGAGAAGCCCAAGUUCAUGUUCAACAUCGCCGACGGUGGCUUCACAGAGCUGCACACACUGUGGCAGAACGAGGAGCGAGCCGCGACGACAUCUAAGAAGAUGAACGAGAUCUGGCACCGGCGGCACGACUACUGGCUGCUCGCCGGCAUCGUCACGCAUGGCUAUGCACGCUGGCAGGACAUUCAGAACGACGCUCACUACGCCGUCAUCAACGAGCCCUUCAAGAUGGAGAUGAGCAAGGGCAACUUCCAGGAGAUGAAGAACAAGUUCCUGGCACGCAGGUUCAAGCUGCUGGAGCAGGCGCUGGUCAUUGAGGAGCAGCUGCGCCGCGCCGCCUACCUCAACAUGACGCAGGAUCCCGGCCACCCAGCCAUGGCUCUCAACGCUCGCUUCGCCGAGGUCGAGUGUCUGGCAGAGAGCCACCAACACCUCUCCAAGGAGAGUCUCUCCGGCAACAAGCCGGCCAACGCCGUGCUGCACAAGGUGCUGAACCAGCUGGAGGAGCUACUGAGCGACAUGAAGGCGGACGUCACGCGUCUGCCAUCCACGCUGUCCCGCAUCCCGCCGGUGGCGGCGCGCCUGCAGAUGUCGGAGCGCAGUAUCCUGUCCCGGCUCGCUAGCCGGGGCGGCGGCGGUGGCGGCGGCGGUGGCGGCGGCGGCGGCGGCGAAGCAACCGCCCCUCCCGGCGCCACACAGCAGGCUGGGGGUGGAGGCACUGCAGGGGGAGGGGCAGUGGGGGGUGGUAACGGGACCCCCCCAGUGAGCCGGGCUCCCAGUGGCCUUCCUGGGGCCCAGGGUGGGGUCAUCAACUUCAGCCAGAUGCCAGCGGGGCCAUACGCCACGGCUGUGAACGGGAUGUCCGGCACAGAUAAGAAAGGGGGGGCUGUGGACAGCUCCUCGAAGGAGGGGGGGGUGAGCGGUGGCGCGGACAAGAAGGGGAACAACAGCGACGUCGUCAUCUGUCUCGAUUAAUUCGCACUGAAUGAAGCCGCGUGCAAGAAGAAGAAGAAACGGAGGAGAGCUAGCUACCUUCAGUUUUGUCGGAGGCUUGAGAAAGGCCAGCUUGUGAUUCUCUCCUUGUGUUGUCUGUCUCCAACCUUCACACUUCACUUCUAUACCCCCUUUUCCUCAUUCUUAUCUCCCUUCUCUAGCUCAUCUCUCUUCGUCAGCGUUCUGUUUCUAUCUUGCAGCUGCCAACUUUUUGUAAUUCACUGGGAGUGUCCAAUGUAAGUUUCCGUUUGUCCACCCAAUUUUAUUUGGGGUUCUUCUCGGAAGUUUGCAGCAGUGGCUGUUCACAACGGUCUUGAAUACGACAAUUACACUACGACGCCAAUUCACAAUCGUAAUAAAGUGAUUGCUUUUAAGAGCCCAAGGAAAACUCUUUUAUUUAUUAGGGUUCUGUCUUGAUUUGUGAUGCUCACUGAACCAGACUUAAGGUGCCCGCAAGAUGUUUUUCGGGUUCACUAUAAAUUCCGAAAUCUCCCAAGAACUAAAAUCGUGUUGCUUCACUGUUAAUCCCGGAGUUUCAUGGACUCUAUCCCAGUCCUCUUUCGGAAUACGGUUCAGGGGUAAUUCCUGAGGCUCUUAUGGCUUUUGUAUGCUGAACUCUUUUGCACCAUACAUAGUCAAACGUGGUAAUCGGAUGGUUCCGCAUUGUUCAUACCCGACUAGACUUGAGCAAACCUCGCAAUUCUUAGGGCUUAUUGCUCGUGGUCUGCACUUGCGUAAAAUUUUCCCUUCACUUGCCUCCCCCCCCCCCGCCACCCCACACACAUUUGUGGCAAUCAAACCGGGGGAGAUUUGCAGAUCGUUACAAACUUUUUGUUGUCAAAAGUGGCGAUUCUUUAAGUGACUUUUUGGGGAGUCCGGCAACUCUCAGGCUGCGUCUCGAUAUCUGUUUUUGGUCCUCGUUUUAUUUUCUGCUGCUGCUGCUGCCGUUCUCUGCACUGCAUUGUGGACUCCGUGCUGUUUUGCCGUUGCCUCUUGGAUGUGGAGACAGGGUUUUGCAAGGGAGCCGCUCGUUUCGGCGAUGGAUUUAAUUUUUACCAAAACAUACUUUGUUGAGUAUCCCCCCCAUCAUAAAAAAUGACAUCGAUAUCAGCAUGGUAUUGUCGUCUUGUACAAAAUGUUAUUACAUUAUUAUUGUUAUUUUUGUUAAGUUUAUCACCCACCCAAACCAUGAAGUGGCCUGAUUGAUGAAUUUUCAGGAAGGCAUUUUCCCCAUGUUUUUAUUUUUAUUUCUGGCAAACAAUAAACAUGUGAGAAAGCCGACUGGGUUGUUUUGCGACCAAGUGUCAGUGGAAAACUGCCUUUCCACCAACAGGAAUUGAGUCUGUUGAGCGUCCGUCGGUCUGCAUCGAUUUUGUUAUUUCACCUUGCCGCGGCUUCUCACCCCCAGGCGCUGUGCGAAGCAGUGGAUGGGGUGGGGGGGAUGACGCUAAAUGGGGGAUGUUCUGCCAAGUCGCUCCCAAUCCAGAGUUUGUCUCAAGUUUAAAACGGCUCGAGAAAUCUCAUUACGCACAACGUGUGUUUAUUUAAAAAAAACAACUUUUUCCUGUAAAAAGAAAUUCUACACGUGUCCAGCCCCCCCCCUCCUUUCCCCACCCCCCCCCCCCCGGUCAGGGCGUCGUGCAACGGCAAUGCACGGCAUGCGAAAAUGAUAGUGUACGCGAUUUUUCUUAGUGAACGUUGAACAAGCGCGUCCCUUUUUACAACGACGUUUGGUGACGGACGGACGUUGGCGAGACAUCUGGUGGAGCACGUGGAUGCGUGUGUGUGUGUGCGCGGUGGGGGCGGGGGCGUCGCGCGUGUAUUUGUCGCUACUUUUUCUUCACUAGGUCGUGCUCUUUUAUCGGGUGCAGAAUUGGAGGUCGUGCCGUGUGCCUGGGCCACGUGGAACCCUCCCUCCCUCGUGUGCGAAUUUAUCGGUACCAGGACUCAGGUGGACUGCCGUUAGGUCCCAUUCCAAAUGAAAACUACCGAUACCACGUUUCUUUGUGCGUGAAUAUCGUCGUCGUGUUAUUGUAAUAACUGAUAACAGCAUCGGAUUGAAUUCGUACGUAGACCAAGCAAGUGGCUGUUUUCUUUGCUCGCCGAGUUCAGAUUUUUCAUUUGAUGUAUUUAGUUUGUGUUUUUUAGUGCUCGUCAUCAACCUCGCCUGUUAAAGGAGACCUACAAUUUGGAGUCUGUUUAAGAAAUAGACGCAAGUCAUGUUGCAGAAAUGAACUCAAACGUAAGUUUAAAACUUCCCCCUCGGUGAAAAUAUUAAGCGAAAUUCCCAAUAGGUCUUUGCAAAUACGGCAAUAUCAUUGGGUUAAAUGAAUCGAAUAUAUAUUGGGGCUUCAAUUCAAUUUAAGGUCCCAGGUGUCGCCCCGUGUUCUCUGGAAGCUAAAGGUGGCAGCAUCCUUGAACUUAACUCCAAUAGAAACUCGUUUAUAAAGUAUUUGGCUGCUAUAAAUAUCCGCAUGAUAAGCUACUGCAUUGAGCUUUCGUGUGUGAUAGGCCAGGCCACUUCAUAAAAACAUAUAAAAAGCUACGUUGCUCAGUGGGGGGGGCAAUACCUGGUUAAAUUAAAUGAAAGUUUAGUUUAAAACCACCUGCCUCGUUUGCAACUGCUGCUGUAUCUGCGUGAAAAUCUGCAGAAUACAUCGUAAAAGUUAUCUCUGAUCUUAAACAAGGUCAAAAAAAUUGUGAAAUUUACCAAAAGCCCUGUUUGCGUUGUUCCUCCAUAUGAAAUAUGACGGAAGUUUGAGCUACUGGAGGAUACCCAACGCUUAUAAUAAUGGCGAGGAGGUUAAACUAGCUUUGUGUGGCGGGGUUGGGGGGUGUUAUUUGGCGAGUUGGUCAAGAAUGGAAAUGGAUACUGGGGGGGCGGAGGGGUGAGACAUGGUUGCUGGAAGUUAUUAAUAAAACCACAACACUGUAUAUAUUGCUGAAACUUAGUAGCAUCUCGUCGUAAAAUCCCUAGAGAGACGUCGGAUGUGUUGGGAGGAUUGUACGAGGGAUUUUAACCGCGUUGUCAACUUGGGAUGGCCAAAAUAAAAUAAGUUUUUCAAAAGUAA